Molecule: messenger RNA, 3122 nt
Organism: Cydia strobilella
Lineage: Eukaryota; Metazoa; Arthropoda; Insecta; Lepidoptera; Tortricidae
Product: probable peptidoglycan muropeptide transporter SLC46
Exons: 8
Coding region: 280-2040 (586 amino acids)
Biological process (GO): transmembrane transport
Cellular component (GO): membrane
Molecular function (GO): transmembrane transporter activity
Source: RefSeq, a predicted model, not a curated record
UGGACAUCCGCUCAUAACCGACUUGUCGAAAUGGUUAAGAGUGUGAGCCGGUGCGAACUAACUGCAAUCACCUAACCGUUACCGUUUGUAGCGAACGCGCGCGCAAGGGACAGCGGUCGACGCGCGAAAUUUGCAUAAAUUCAAAUAAGGAACUCAAUUCGUAAUACUAAUGCGUUAAAGCUGAAUUGAGACCUUUGACACCAAACGGGACCUACAAUUUCUAGUGACGUAGUGAUGAUAUUUUGGUUGUGAGCAAUUUCUUAAUAAGGAUAAGUGAUAAUGGCGGUCGAAACCAAAGCCACGGAAAAAAAUCUUAAUAUUAACGGCAAUGACUUAAAUGGAACACUCGUAAUAAGGAAUAGCUUUAACAAAUGUAAAACAAACAAAGAAAGUAAUGAAAAGACAGAAAACAUUGACGAUGGCUGGAAAGACUUGGAUAUUGUACAAAAAGCGAGACGGAUGAUUUCUCUUAUUACGGUGGAACCAAUUCUCGCUUGCUAUGUGAUGCCAUCUGUACUUUCAGCCUUGGCUACACAAAACUUAUACUUAGAAAAAGCGUGUAGAGUGAAUCUUGGAUUUGAAGAUCAUGUGUGCGAUGCUUUGACACGCAGAGAAACAGCCAACUAUACGUUCGAAGAAGAGGCUGUACAAACGCUGGUAGCAUCGGUCGCCGGCUGGAAAACUGUGCUACAAUCUUUUUUGCCUUGCGGAAUCCUAAUAUUCUUGGGCGCCUAUAGUGAUAGAGUGGGACAGAGAAAAUUUUGUAUGCUCCUACCUAUAAUCGGAGAAUUUCUAACAAGUGUCGGACUUAUUGUGAAUACUUUCUUUUUCUACCAGCUUCCUGUGGAAGUAGCAGCAGUGACUGAAGCUAUAUUUCCUGCUCUUACAGGAGGCUGGGUGACAAUGUUCAUGGGAGUGUUCAGUUACAUAGCGGAUGUGACAACAGAAGACCAACGGACGUUGCGAAUAGGAGUUGUAAAUCUUUUCUAUUCCUUGGGAGUGCCAGUGGGAGCAGCUCUAAGUGGGAUUUUGGUGCGAAAGAUAGGGCUGUAUGGAGUGUUUUCCUUAAGUGCAACGCUAUACAUCCUUAGUUUUAUGUACGGAUUCUUCAGGAUCAAGGAAGUGAAGAAACCCGACGUUAAUAUGAAGCCGCCCAAGAACUGCUGUGAAUGGUUGCACACAUUCUUCGACAUGAGCUUGGUGAAGGAGACGCUGCUGGUGGCGUUCCGGCGUGGCCCCAACAACCGCCGGCUGCGCGUGAUCAUGCUCGUCGUAGUGCUGUGCGUCGUCAUCGGCCCUAUCUAUGGUGAAAUGUCAGUGAUGUACCUGUUCACGCGGUACCGCUUCAACUGGAACGAGGUCGACUUCAGCGUGUUCUCUACGUAUGCCAUGUGCACUUCGUUAGUUGGCACCCUGUUUUCUGUGGGCGUCUUCAGUCACCUGCUGAAAUUCGACGACGCCAUCAUAGGAGUGAUAUCCUGUACAAGCAAAAUCCUAUCAGGAUUCAUGUACGCAUUUGCUACGAAAACUUGGCAUAUUUAUAUAGCCCCAUUAAUCGAAAUCUUCAGCGGAACGUCCUUUAUUGCCAUGAGGUCCAUGGUUUCAAAAUUAGUCGAAAAAGAUGAGUUAGGCAAGGUGAAUUCUUUCUUCGGCGUGGCGGAAGCGAUGAUGCCUCUUGUAUAUGCGCCAAUGUACACAAGCACUUACACUGCGACCAUCAAGUCCUUUCCUGGAGCGUUUUUCGUUCUGGGUGGCGCUCUAACCGUCCCUGCCGUUGUCAUAUUUUUGUGGCUAUAUUUAGCAAGCAAGAAAUAUAGUAACAAAACGUCAGACCAGGAAGAAGACGCAAAAAAAGAAGACGCUCCGGUUAAGACGGGUCUUGAUAAUAAAGCGUUUGAAGACGACAAGGAUGGCAACAGCAGGACGAAGAGGAUCGACAAUAUGAUCAACAACACAUCUGCAGCAGAUAAAGAAAACAUACGGCAGUCGCAGAUCGAAACUGCUUUCACAGAAAGUAUGCAUAGCACCAGUAAAUUGUGAAUAUUUUAUAUUAUAUCAUCAACAUUACAAAAAAGAAUUUACUGAUAUCUCAGAUCGCAAUUAUUAAAUAGUCGGGCGAAACAAAAGCGACAUGCGAUCUGUUACUUUCUUUAUUACCGCCCGUACCGUACACUAAAUGUUAGCCUCCUUGCAUUAAACCUAACAAGCCUCUAUGAGUUCAUUUAUAUUUUAUCUCUUUAUAACAAACAAAAACUUUAAAGCAGCAGAUAAAAACAAAUGGAUAGAAACUACUUAAUUCUUAUAAGACUUUAAUGAAACACGUCAUGAGUCUGGUCUGAAAGGGUUUCUUGCCAGUGCAGCGGGCGGUAAACGCCGGUUUACUGGAGCUAUAAAAUCAGGGAAUGAUAUUUCAAAACAGCCGAAUUGUACACAGCCAAAAAAUUCAGAAUGCUCUUUUUUGGGUCGGUUAAAAUAGACAUCUUUUAUAUUUUAUCUAGUAUUUUUUUAACAUUUGAUAAAUACCAGAACCUGUUACAACUCUCAUUCAAUUCUAAAAAAGUAAAACAUUAUUGUGUAUAUAUGCGUCUCAAUUUCUGGAAAACGAUUUUGAAAUAUUAAUACGGGAAUUGGUCGAACGUUUUAAAUAUGUGAUUUCUGUACUGUGAUAAUUAUGGCAAUAGAGACUCUGUUGUAACACUUGUAAUAUUGAAAGCAAUAAAUACAUUAGACAAAAUGAAAUGUAAUGUGAUUGUGCGUGUAUACGAUAUAAAAAUAAUAAUAUUUUAUUUAGUACUUAAGUAAUACCUUAGGCUAGUUUCCUAUAACAAGUGAGACUUUAGAUGAUUAUUAAAUUGAAGACGUAUACUGAGUUUUUCAACCAUGGUGAGGUUGCAAUUUUGCUUGUGUUAUGAAAUGAGUAGGACGCCGGUCGUCAGGAGGCUAUACCAUUUAAAUAGGUAUCACAAUAACAAUAAAUGUAAAAUAAAUUGAAACCUUACAGAUGUAUGAUCAAUUUAGACACAUUUGCUUCAGUUUAUUAAUCAUUUAGCUGGGACACCUGAUUAAAUUUAUUGUGUGCGUACUUAUUCCAUAGGACAUAAUAAAGAAAAUUUUGACUAAAA